UCCUCCCGCAGCGCCGCGCCGCGCAGCGCCGCUUGGGCCGGGCCGGGCCGGGAACCGGAGCGGGGCCGGGAACCGGAGCGGAACCGGAGCGGAACCGGAGCGGCCGGCGCCGCCAUGGAGGGCGUGCGGCCUGGCGGGGGUGCCCCCGCGGGAGGGCCGGGCUCCGGGUCGGGCUCGGGCUCGGGCUCGUUCCCGUCGCUCUUCCCGCCGGGGCUGCACGGGAUCUACGGCGAGUGCCGCCGCCUGUACCCCGAGCAGCCCAACCCGCUGCAGGUCACCGCCAUCCUCAAGUACUGGCUGGGGGGACCUGAUCCUCUGGACUACGUUAGCAUGUACAGAAACGUGGGAAACCCAGCGCUGAACGUUCCUGAGCACUGGCACUACGUCAGCUUCGGGCUGAGUGACUUGUACGGAGACAACAGAGUGCACGAGUUUACGGGAACAGAUGGACCAAGUGGUUUCGGAUUUGAGUUGACAUUUCGACUAAAGAGAGAAACGGGAGAGUCGGCACCACCUACCUGGCCAGCAGAAUUAAUGCAAGGCUUAGCCAGAUACGUCUUCCAGUCAGAAAACACCUUCUGCAGCGGUGACCAUGUGUCGUGGCACAGCCCUUUGGACAACAGUGAAUCAAGAAUCCAGCACAUGUUACUGACAGAAGACCCUCAGAUGCAGCCAGUGCAGACUCCUUUUGGGGUCGUUACUUUCCUACAGAUUGUUGGGGUUUGCACUGAGGAACUCCAUGCAGCUCAACAAUGGAACGGGCAAGGGAUCUUGGAGCUGCUUCGGACCGUGCCAGUAGCUGGAGGACCCUGGCUGAUAACAGAUAUGCGAAGAGGAGAAACGAUAUUUGAAAUUGACCCACAUCUGCAACAGGAGAGAGUCGACAAAGGGAUUGAGACAGAUGGCUCAAACCUGAGUGGAGUGAGUGCCAAAUGUGCCUGGGACGAUCUCAGCCGCCCCCCCGAGGAUGAUGAAGACAGCAGGAGCAUUUGCAUUGGGACCCAGCCGCGGCGACUCUCCGGGAAAGAUACAGAACAAAUCAGGGAGACUUUGCGGAGAGGGCUUGAGAUUAACAGCAAACCUGUUCUACCUCCAAUAAAUGCACAAAGACAGAAUGGGUUGAACCAUGACCGAGCACCAAGCCGGAAGGACAGUUUAGAAAGCGAGAGCUCAGCAGCUAUCAUUCCUCACGAGCUAAUCCGCACGAGACAGCUGGAGAGUGUACACCUGAAGUUCAACCAGGAGUCCGGAGCGCUGAUUCCCCUCUGUCUAAGGGGAAGGCUCUUACACGGACGGCACUUUACAUAUAAAAGUAUUACAGGGGACACAGCAAUCACGUUUGUAUCAACGGGAGUAGAAGGAGCAUUUGCAACAGAAGAGCACCCCUAUGCAGCACAUGGACCUUGGUUACAAAUCCUAUUGACCGAAGAGUUCGUAGAGAGAAUGCUGGAAGAUUUAGAAGAUCUGAAUUCUCCGGAGGAGUUUAAACUUCCAAAGGAGUACAGCUGGCCCGAAAAGAAACUGAAAGUCUCCAUCUUGCCAGAUGCUGUGUUCGACAACCCGCUGCAUUAGAGCUGAAUUACACCCUCCUAACGACUGGGAGAGCCAAGUUACUGUCCAUUACCCAGUGACUCACAGGAUAAUUAAUGCAGUAAAAACUCUGCCUGCAAAUAAAAGAGUUUGCUGCACAACCACUGCAAACGGAAGAGGAGCUCCUCAGCACCAGCCCAGACCGAACUGAGCCCUUUCCUUUAUCCUUCCCAAGGCUGAGCUCUCUGGGAACAGCCUGCGUAUGUGUGAGUGCGAGUGAGAAAUAUUUAACUAUGAAAAUUAGUAGUAAGAACCCUUUCUCUCUCCUAGCUACAGAACUCCCCUCUGCCUUAGCCCAGGGUGUAGACGCUCUGCACGCCUGUAUUUACACAUGCAUUCUGCCAGGUGCGAGCCUAUAAUCCAUGGAUUAAAUGUUCUUUACGUGA
This is a messenger RNA of Cygnus olor (mute swan), 1976 nucleotides long. It is a transcript of the gene SUFU, whose product is annotated as SUFU negative regulator of hedgehog signaling. Gene Ontology annotation, molecular function: transcription factor binding. The record is from RefSeq and is a predicted model, not a curated record. The coding region runs from base 115 to 1572 and encodes 485 amino acids. The transcript has 12 exons. Lineage: Eukaryota; Metazoa; Chordata; Aves; Anseriformes; Anatidae. Gene Ontology annotation, cellular component: nucleus; cytoplasm.